Acanthopagrus latus (yellowfin seabream) is the source of this 2563-nucleotide messenger RNA. RefSeq names its product tripartite motif-containing protein 16-like. The coding region runs from base 475 to 2136 and encodes 553 amino acids. NCBI's taxonomy places the organism in Eukaryota, Metazoa, Chordata, Actinopteri, Spariformes, Sparidae. Gene Ontology annotation, molecular function: zinc ion binding; protein binding. The transcript has 2 exons. The record is from RefSeq and is a predicted model, not a curated record.
GCUGCUCACAGAGCAGCUGCAGCUUCAGUCUCCACCACUGGGGGCGCUGAUGAGCUGAAAGCCGUCUGCCGGAAAAUCAGCGCGAGACGCAGAAGAAGAAACUGCAGUUUGGGCGCCAAAGCAGAUUUAAAAGAAGCCUCAUCUUGUAAACUUUGACCACAACAACUCAGUCUCCUCUCACGGUGUGACUCUAGUUUCCUCUCCGGCUUCUCCGUUGGAAGACUCUUCUCUCUGCCGCGGUCCACGGACACGGACACGGACACGGUCGGCGGCGAGCUAACGGCGGCAGUAACCGAUCUAUCUCAGUCAAGAGCAGAGGGGCCGAAACAGCCACACCUGAAGGUUUUCCUCAGGACUCUUCAGGGAGACAGAAGAUGGAGUUUUAAUGAAGAGUGGUACUCUUUACACCCUGUUCAGAUCAGAACUCAGACUAGUUUCAGUUACCAGGAGGUGAAGCUCAGCCUGAGCGGUGAGAUGGAACAGAAAGCAGUUCAUCUGGACCGAGAGACUUUCUCUUGUCCGAUCUGUUUGGACCUACUGAAGGAUCCGGUGACUAUUCCCUGUGGACACAGCUACUGCAAGAACUGUAUUAACGACCACUGGGACACAGAGGUUGAGAGGAGGAUCUACAGCUGCCCUCAGUGCAGGAAGAGCUUCACACCGAGGCCUGAGCUGCUGAAAAACACCAUGUUGGCAGCUUUAGUGGAGCAGCUGAAGAAGACUGAACUCCAAGAUGCUCCUGCUGAUCUCUGCUGUGCUGGACCUGAAGAUGUGGCCUGUGAUGUCUGCACUGGGAGGAAACUGAGAGCAACUAAGUCCUGUCUGCAGUGUCUGGCCUCUUACUGUGAGAAACACCUGCAGCCUCAUUAUCAGUCAGCUACAUUUAAGAAACACAAGCUGGUGGAGCCGUCAGAGAAGCUCCAGGAGAACAUCUGCUCUCGUCACGAUGAGGUGAUGAAGAUGUUCUGCCGUACUGAUCAGCAGUAUAUCUGUUAUCUCUGCUCUGUGGAGGAACAUAAAGGCCACGACACAGUGUCAGCUGCAGCAGAGAGGCAGAGAGAGCUGGGGGAGAGUCAACGCAACAUCCAGCAGAGAAUCCAGGACAGAGAGGAAGAUGUGAAGCUGCUUCAACAGGAGGUGGAGGCCAUCAAUGGCUCUGCUGAUAAAGCAGCGGAGCACAGUCAGAAGACUUUCACUCAGAUGUUCCAUGUCAUGGAGAAAAGACGCUCUGAUUUGAAGCAGCAGGUCAGAUCCCAGCAGGAAACUGAAGUGAGUCGAGUCAAAGAGCUUCAGGAGAAGCUGGAGCAGGAGAUCACUGAGCUGAAGAGGAAAGACGCUGAGCUGAAGAAGCUCUCACACACAGAGGAUCACAACCAGUUUCUACACAACUACCCCUCGCUGUCAGCACUCAGUGAGUCUACACACUCAUCCAGCAUCAACAUCCGUCCUCUCAAGUACUUUGAGGAUGUGACAGCAGCUGUGUCAGAGGUCAGAGACAAACUACAGGACGUCCUGAGAGACACAUGGACCAACAUCUCACUGACAGUGGAUGUUUUACCGUCACUACCAGAGCCCAAGACCAGAAAUGACUUCUUAAAAUAUUCAUGUGAACUCACACUGCAUCCAAACACGGCAAACAAACGUCUGUUCUUAUCAGAGGGCUACAGAAAGGCAACAUUAUUGAGGCUACCACUGUCUUUUCCUGAUCACCCAGAUAGAUUCAAUGAUUGUUGUCAGGUCCUGAGUAGAGAGAGUCUGACUGGACGUUGUUACUGGGAGGUGGAGUGGAGAGAGACAGAAUCGAGUUGGACUGCAAAUGGAGUAGCAGUCGCAUACAAAAGAGAGUACUGGGAACGUUCUUAUUUUGGAUUCAAUAAAAAAUCCUGGAUGUUAGUUCGUAAAACCAAUAAUUAUGAGUUUCAUCACAACAAAGUCCAAACUCCCUCCUUAGGUCCUGAGUCCUCCAGAGUUGGAGUGUACCUGGAUCACAGUGCAGGUAUUCUGUCCUUCUACAGCGUCUCUGACACCAUGACUCUCCUCCACAGAGUCCAGACCACAUUCACUCAGCCGCUCUAUGCUGGACUUCGGUUUUGUGGGACGGUUACAGACUCUGCUGAGUUUUGUGAACUCAAAUAGUCUGAAGUCAUUUCAGGGUCAGUGGGUUAAAUUUUGUGUUUCAGUUCUUCAGACUUGUUGUGUUUCCAUCAUUGUUGCUGAGAGCUGAUUGUUGUGGCAUUUCUUCACUGCACACAGAUCAACCUGUCAAUCAAACACUGUGGGCGGUACUUUGACGCCUUCUUGUUCUGUAAAUGUUGGACUUUGUUCAGGCGGCGCUCCUUCCUGUGUCUGUUCAGCCACGGAGGCUCUCGCUGCUCAUGAUGACUUCACUUCACAUGAUCAUAAUCAAUAAGGAGAUGCUUCAUUAUUUGCUUGUACAUAGCUGAGAUUCUGCUCCAACACACUGACUGUGUGGAUGAAGUGAAUCUGCUGUUUAACAGACUUUACUGACGGGACGUGUGAACAUCCUGGAGCUUUAAAUCAUUAAUAAACAAACGUGAACAAA